ACAAACCUCCAUGGCUGCUGAGUUCACUCCAAACUUUCAGAGCUUAAAGCCAUCACCUUUUCCUCUAAUGGAAGCCGAUUCCAACAUUCCUGUUUUGUUCAAUGACGGUUUCUUUUCCGACCACGCUGCUCCUCCCAGAUUCCCGGAAAACCGUCGAGAAAAUCUCCCCAAAAUUUUCUCUCCAGCCAAUCAGCUCGCUUCCCCUGUUUUUGAGCGCAAGAAAAGAAAGCUUGAAACUGACGCUUCUGCAAGCAGUUCCGGCAAUUCAUUACCUCAGCGUUCUGAAACUGCGAUCAACACUAAAAACAGCUCUGGAAGAGGAAAGCAGCCGGAAAAAGGCAGGGGAGUGGUUCAUGUUAGAGCCAAAAGAGGUCAAGCAACAGACAGCCACAGUGUAGCCGAAAGGAUAAGAAGAGGCAAAAUCAAUGAAAGAUUGAGAUGCUUGCAAGACAUUGUACCAGGAUGUUACAAGACAAUGGGAAUGGCAGUGAUGUUGGAUGAGAUAAUUAAUUACGUGCAGUCUUUGCAGAAUCAAGUUGAGUUUCUUUCUAUGAAACUCACAGCUGCAAGCUCCUAUUAUGACUUCAACUCAGACGAAGCAUAUGAACAAGCUUAGCUUCAACUUAACCAAAAUUUGUUACCAAUACUUCAAAUUUAAAUUUAUGUGUGAUUAAAGGAUCAUGAACUGGAUUCUUUUUAAUCUCUAAAAGAUCAUUUUCAUAUCUUUUCUUUUCAAUCUUAU
Cucurbita pepo subsp. pepo (vegetable marrow) is the source of this 742-nucleotide messenger RNA. RefSeq names its product transcription factor BEE 3-like. Gene Ontology annotation, biological process: regulation of DNA-templated transcription. The record is from RefSeq and is a predicted model, not a curated record. Lineage: Eukaryota; Viridiplantae; Streptophyta; Magnoliopsida; Cucurbitales; Cucurbitaceae. Gene Ontology annotation, cellular component: nucleus. Gene Ontology annotation, molecular function: protein dimerization activity; DNA-binding transcription factor activity.